AUGGGCGCGAGUGGCUGUGUUUUGUUGCACACCGUUAAUGGUGUGAGUUUGAGAGCCGGCGCGAGGCACGGAGGGUGGUUGUGGGGCCUCGCCAGCCUCGCCCGGGACACGCCUCGCCCAGGAUACGCCCUCGCCCAGGACACGCCUCACCCGGGACACUCCUUGCCCAAGAUACGCCUCGCCCAGGACACGCCUCGCCCAGGAUACGCCUCGCCCAGGAUACGCCUCGCCCAGGACACGCCUCGCCCAGGACACUCCUCGCCCAGGACACGCCUCGUCCUGGACACGCCUCGCCCAGAACACUCCUCGCCCAGGACACGCCUCAGCCAUGACAAUCCUCACCCAGGACACGCCUCGCCCAGGACACGCCUCGCCCUGGACACGCCUCGCCCAGGACACUCCUCGCCCAGGACACGCCUCGCCCAGGACACUCCUCGCCCAGGACACGCCUCGCCCAGGACACUCCUCGCCCAGGACACGCCUCACCCAGGACAUUCCUCGCCCAGGACACGCCUCGCCCAGGACACUCCUCGCCCAGGAAACUCCUUGUCCAGGACACGCCUCGUCCAGGACACGCCUCGCCCAGGACACUCCUCGUCCAGGGCACUCCUUGUCCAGGACACGCCUCGCCCAGGACACGCCUCGCCCAGGACACUCCUCGCCCAGGACACGCCUCACCCAGGACAUUCCUCGCCCAGGACACGCCUCGCCCAGGACACUCCUCGCCCAGGAAACUCCUUGGCCAGGACACGCCUCGCCCAGGACACUCCUCGCCCAGGACACGCCUCGCCCAGGACACUCCUCGCCCAGGACACUCCUCGCCCAGGAAACUCCUUGUCCAGGACACGCCUCGCCCAGGACACUCCUCGCCCAGGACACGCCUCGCCCAGGACACUCCUCGCCCAGGACACUCCUCGCCCAGGACACUCCUUGUCCAGGACACGCCUCGCCCAGGACACGCCUCGCCCGGGACACGCCUCGCCCGGGACACGCCUCGCCCAGGACACUCCUCGCCCAGGACACGCCUCGCCCGGGACACGCCUCGCCCAGGACACGCCUCGCCCGGGACACGCCUCGCCCAGGACACGCCUCGCCCAGGACACGCCUCGCCCGGGACACGCCUCGCCCGGGACACGCUUCGCCCGGGACACGCCUCGCCCGGGACACUCCUUGUCCAGGACACGCCUCGCCCAGGACACGCCUCGCCCGGGACACGCCUCGCCCGGGACACGCCUCGCCCAGGACACUCCUCGCCCAGGACACUCCUCGCCCAGGACACUCCUCGCCCAGGACACUCCUCGCCCAGGACACGCCUCGCCCAGGACACGCCUCGCCCAGGACACGCCUCGCCCAGGACACUCCUCGCCCAGGACACGCCUCGCCCAGGACACGCCUCGCCCAGGACACUCCUCGCCCAGGACACGCCUCGCCCAGGACACUCCUCGCCCAGGACACUCCUCGCCCAGGACACGCCUCGCCCGGGACACUCCUCGCCCAGGACACGCCUCGCCCUGGACACGCCUCGCCCUGGACACUCCUCGCCCUGGACACUCUGCCUUCCAUGAAGAUGGCACUUCAGUGAGAAGGAUCAGUACCUAA
Molecule: messenger RNA, 1599 nt
Organism: Procambarus clarkii (red swamp crayfish)
Lineage: Eukaryota; Metazoa; Arthropoda; Malacostraca; Decapoda; Cambaridae
Source: RefSeq, a predicted model, not a curated record